Cryptococcus amylolentus CBS 6039 is the source of this 993-nucleotide messenger RNA. RefSeq lists its product as hypothetical. Bases 1 to 993 code for a protein of 330 amino acids. Lineage: Eukaryota; Fungi; Basidiomycota; Tremellomycetes; Tremellales; Cryptococcaceae. Gene Ontology annotation, cellular component: catalytic step 2 spliceosome. The record is from RefSeq and is a predicted model, not a curated record. The transcript has 6 exons.
AUGCCAGAACAAUCCCCAGAGAGACCAUCGCCCAGCACAGAGGCCACCCACGACCGCCCGGAGCCAGAACAUACCGAGGCACCUCCAACAAAGCGUGCAAGGCCAAACAGGGAUGACAAGGCUCGCGGGAAGCGUUUAUUCGGUAAUAUCUUGGGGACACUUCAAAAGUUCCAGACGGAGGACAAGUCUACCCGCGGCAGUGAAGCAGCCAGAAAGAGGGAAGAGGUGUCUGAGAGAAUAGCCAAGAAAUUGCACCAGGAAACUGCUCUGAACCAUGAGAUUACCGAAACGGACAGAGAGUUGAAAGGACUCAAGAUUGCUACUGAACACGCCGAGACCACGCUUCGGCAAAAGGACAUCUCUAUUGGUGCUCGUCAUAGCCUUUUGCAAUCCACAGCUAAAUUCCUCCACACGAGAUUGCCGCUUCCCCAUCCCCCCGUCUUUGAAGGAGGACUCUUCAAUCCCGCACCUUUACCUAUUUCUGUUGGUCCCAAGCGGGAGCCCCCCAUCAAAACCGACCUUCCCCCUCUCUACUUUCUUCCAAAGAUCCUCCUCCCUCAUCAACAAGGCACCAUCACUUCCCAGACCACAAACAUGUCUGAACGCAUCUCUGAAGAACAAGCUUCCCUCGAAACCGAACGCCAGCACGUCCGCACGUUGGUAAAGGAGAACCGAGCGCGGAUCGAAGAGCUUUCACAAAAGCUGGGUGGGCUGAGGCGACAAGUACGGCCAGAGCGGGCUGAUGAGAGGAUCACGGAAAGAGAUCGCGGGCAUAUGAGGAGCGAAAGGUCUGCCGAUCAACGCGAACCUAGACGUGCACAUGGUGGCGACAGGGGUGUUGGGGUCGACGAGCUGGGCAGAACGCGUAGGGAAGACAUGAUGGACGUCGAUCAAGACAAGGAGGAAGGCGACAAGGCUGUGGAUCUGCGGGAUGAGCGAGAGAAGGGUGUGAAGAUACAGGGCGACGACGGUGAUAUCGAAGUAGAAUAUUAA